CACGACAGCUGUGCGCAUGCGCCGCCGCAUUGUCUGACUGCAGUUUUUCCCCUACUUUCUCGGCAGGAAUCAAAACCUCGGAUAUCUGGAGAGUAAACUUCAACGCCUCACACAUGCGGCCUCCAAGUGCUUCUCUGUUUGUAAGAAACGUCUCGGACGAGUCCCGAAAUAAAGUCAAAGAGUAGCGGUGUAGCAUAGCCAAACUGACCUUCAAGAUCAGAGGGAGGGAGAGGUUGAACAAAGAAAAGUAAAGCAUGAAGAAGAAAAGGGGACAAAGCCUGGAUGUGGCAAAGACAAAGAGUGGGCAAAAGAGAAGUGGUUAAAGAGGUUAAAGGUCCGAGAGAGAAAGCAUCCGGACCAAAGAUAACAAGUCUGAGAUGUUCUUUUGAGGACGUGCGCGAUGCAGAGGACGCCCUUCACAGCCUGGACAGGAAGUGGGUGUGUGGGCGCCAGAUUGAAAUCCAGUUUGCUCAGGGAGACAGGAAGACUCCGCACCAGAUGAAGGCAAAGGAGCGGCGGUCACCGGGCAGGUACUCGAGGUACGGCGAUUACGACCGAGACAGCCGGUGGAGACGUUCACGCAGUCGCAGCUAUGAAAGAUACCGCUCCAGGAGCCCGUCGUACGAGCGCCAUCGGAGACGCUCCGGAAGUCCCAGAGAGCCUCGCGGACGUGCGUACGGUCGCGGCCGCAGCAGGAGCCACGAGGACGACAGGUACCACCAGAGGGGCCGGCGAGAGUCCAGAGGACGUUCCCAGUCUCCUUUAGGGUCUCCACGCCGGGACCAGAACCCAGCCUCGUCGUCUCACUUCACAGAGGAAGGUCUGCGACCCGCCCACUCCCAGUCCCGCUCCCGCUCCACAUCCCGGUCGCGCUCUCGCUCGCACCCUCGCUCCUGGGCCGGGCGCAAGUCCGGAGGCCGUUAAUGGGAAGCGUCUUUAGCCGGUUCUUCUGAGACACUGGAGCAGGUUCCUCUGCAUUUCCAACUCCAACGCAACUUCUGACCCAGAUCAGGGGACUUGUUUAUAAACGUCGGGUUGAUUGGCUAACAAACAUAGGGAUUCUCAAAUAAGUGUCACUGAUUGGCUCUUGACUGUGCAGGUAGUUAACACCAACUUAGUGAGCUGAAGACCUCCAACCUGGGUUUUACUGACUAAACCAAAAAGUGAGGUGGUUCUCCGUCACAGACAUUUAAGGAAAAACUUCAUUCCUACAUUUUAUUGAAGAAGACUUCAUAAAAAAUAGCUUCAACCGUUCAUAAUUAACACUUGAAUUCACCAUGACUGCCUCUUCAAUUCUCCGCCCGCUGUUCCCAGAAUUUCACAACUUGUUUUUAGUAUUGUGAGUUUUUUUGUUUUUGUUUUUUUUUUAAUAUACGUGAAGAUUUUGGUGUGAGUGUGGUCCCCUGGUCUUUGUGUUGAUCAGUAUGUAAGGGUCGACUCGUAGCUGACCUGGUGACCUCCUUUAUCCACAGUUUUCCCAAAAUCCUAUGCACCCACUUCUUUUAUAAAAUGUCCGGUCUUUCUGAGAGCGUGUUCCGUUUGUAGUUUUAAAGUGUGUCCUGGUAUUCUCAAAACGCGUUGACGUGAUCUGCCGGGUCAAGUCGACAAUAGCAAAAGAUGCAUCGCAAACUGGAUCGCCAUGUUUGAGGUGUAACAGCAGGUCAAAACUCUUGGUCAAUGUGGACGUUUUUGAGCGACUCCACCCAGAGAACAUUCAAGGCCAAACACUGGAUGAAUUCUGUCUUUUACAUGUACCAACAUUUAGUCUUUUUAUCGGCUCAAUUUCUCUUGUUUUUUUUCUGUUUGUUUUAAUGUUUGAUGCUCCAACUCUUCUAUCUUUAAGAAGAAUCUUAUUUUGAGUAAUAAAAGAUAUUGUUCAGUAAGUAUUGUUGUUUUAUUGCCUCCACCAUGGGGGUUUAUGUUUUCAACGGAUGUCUUUCUCUGUACCAAAUAACUUGAAAAGUUCCAGUGGGAUUUUGAGGAAUUGUGUGAAACGGGACCAGAAACAAAUGAUUCAGUUUUGGGAGUGAACCGGAUCAUCAUCAUCUGGGUCCAGGAUUUCUUUUUUUUUUUUUAAUAAACUGUGUUUCCAUGU
Molecule: messenger RNA, 2095 nt
Organism: Synchiropus splendidus (mandarinfish)
Lineage: Eukaryota; Metazoa; Chordata; Actinopteri; Syngnathiformes; Callionymidae
Product: serine/arginine-rich splicing factor 10-like
Exons: 6
Coding region: 283-924 (213 amino acids)
Molecular function (GO): RNA binding
Source: RefSeq, a predicted model, not a curated record